Purpureocillium lilacinum is the source of this 1560-nucleotide messenger RNA. RefSeq lists its product as uncharacterized. The record is from RefSeq and is a predicted model, not a curated record. Lineage: Eukaryota; Fungi; Ascomycota; Sordariomycetes; Hypocreales; Ophiocordycipitaceae.
AUGUUUACCAUUCCCCUCUGGCUUGCCCUCGGGCGAGUCAUCGUCGCUCUCGAGGUUACCCCUGGCUCGCAUUGCGCCGCUUUCUGCGUGGACUCGCCAGAAGGAAACCCCUUCAAGGCUUCAGACUCGACGACCACACCAAAAGACGUCAGCUGCAAAGACAUCGACUACUCUACUACCGACGCCGGCAUCAAGUUCAGGAAGUGCCUAGAGUGCUUGGGCACCAGCACCAAAUUCGACAAGGGCGAGUCCGACCUAAAGUGGUACAUAUACAACCUUCGAUACACCCUCACUACCUGUCUGUACUCUGAGCCCGAGGCGCCACCCAACGGCACCGCGGGUUCCGCAUGCAACAUCGACCAGGCGUGCAAACCGCUGAAGGCUCCCUUGACGGACGGUGGAGUGAAGCCAGUGCCUCAGGAGUACCUGGGGUUUUGCACCGCCCACGACGGAGCUUUCAUGGGCUCGAAUCUCUCUCCCUGCAUCAGCUGCCUCCAAGCCACGACUGGGGAGGCAUAUCUCUCCAACUUCAUGACGGCACUCGAAGCUGGGUGCAAGCAGGAUCCCGCAGAAGGCAGCAUCCUCGGCAUCAGCGGCAGUGUCUUCUCAACCACCGCCAUAAACAUCACCGACCCCACCGCCAAGAGUAAGGACGACGGUGGCAACGGCUUGUCCCCGAGUGCCAUCGCCGGCAUCGUCGUUGGCGUGGUUCUCGUGUUCCUCGCGGCGGCCGCGUUGUUCACGGUCCAUUGGCGCCGGGAGAGAACUCUUGACGACUGGGACCGCAGAUACUACGGGAGCAGCUCUGCUUCUCCAGCGACCUACAGAUCGCGAAGUGGCGGUCUCCUUAUGUCCAACGCCCAGCGACGGUACUUCACCGGGAAUGCGUUCGGCGACAAGGCUGCGCCGCCGUACACGAACUCGGGAGACUAUUACGAUCAGGUGGAAGCCGAAAUGCAGGCGUCUCGGCUGGCCAACGGCUCCGACCCACGCUUCUACAAACAAGCCUCCUCAAGCGCCCUACCGGCGCACCACGCGUACAGAAGCCCUCUGACUUCGCGAGUCACCAGCGAGACUAGCCAGGCUAGCCAGGCCCGACCCCCAUCGCCUCCAGCGCCCAUCCACAAGCCAGACAGGACUAGUACACCAGACUCGUUUGCUGUGCAGCAGUACCUCAACGCAGCUGAGGACUCAGCCCGGCUGGCAACUAAGUCCCCUCCCCCAGCUCCGCAGCAGGAAACCCGUGUCAGCCGAUCUUCUAUAAUACCUUCGAUCCACCUUCCACCCCUCCCGAAGCUCCGCAUACCCAAGAUGCGCAAGUCUACCACGACGAACAUGCCUGAGACAGUCACUCCGGGUGGGUUCCAUCGCGGCCAUGAGAUGCAAAUAUCACAGCCAGUCCGGCAAGGCGAACAACGGUUCCACGAUAGACCGCUUGGCGGGCCGGUCAUUAUCGCCACAGAUCGCCCAGAUACUGUGCAGCAAGACAUCAUGUACUACGAGGGCGAUUAUCGCGAAGUGCCUCUGCGGAGCGGCAAGAGUACGCUCUAUGGAUAUUAA